Messenger RNA from Prinia subflava (tawny-flanked prinia), 3208 nucleotides. It is a transcript of the gene SPIRE2, whose product is annotated as spire type actin nucleation factor 2. Lineage: Eukaryota; Metazoa; Chordata; Aves; Passeriformes; Cisticolidae. Gene Ontology annotation, biological process: intracellular transport; Golgi vesicle transport; actin filament polymerization. The transcript has 15 exons. Gene Ontology annotation, molecular function: actin binding. Gene Ontology annotation, cellular component: cell cortex; cytoplasmic vesicle membrane. The record is from RefSeq and is a predicted model, not a curated record. Bases 39 to 2111 code for a protein of 690 amino acids.
GCGCGCCCCGCCCGCGCUCGGCGGUGCGGGAUGGGGCGAUGGCGCGGGCGGGCGCGGGGCCGCCGCGGGAGCUGUCCCUGGAGGAGGUGCUGAAGUGCUACGAGCAGCCGCUGAACGAGGAGCAGGCUUGGGCGCUCUGCUUCCAGGGCUGCCGCGCCGCCGCCGCCUCCCCCGUGGCCCCCGCGCCGCUCCGCACCGCCGACAUCCGCCUCCGCGCCGACGGCUCCCUCCGCCUGCCCGCCCCGCCGCACGACCUGCCCGCGCUGCUGACGCCCUCUGCCGAAGCCCAGAUGGUGCAGUCGCUGGGCUUUGCCGUGUACCGGGCGCUGGACUGGGGACUGGACGAGAACGAGGAGCGGGAGCUGAGCCCGCGCCUGGAGCAGCUCAUCGACCUGAUGACCAACAGCGACUCCGAGGACAGCGGCUGCGCCACGGCCGACGAGGGCUACGGGGGGCAGGAUGAGGAGGAGGAGGGGGGCGAGGGGCCGCCCCGCUCCGUGCGCACCUUCGGUCAGGCCAUGCGCUGCUGUGCCGCCCGCCUGGCCGACCCCGCCGGCGCCCCGGCGCACUACCAGGCUGUCUGCCGUGCCCUCUUCGCAGAGACCGUGGAGCUCAUGGCCUUCCUCGCCAAGAUCCGCGAUGCCAAGGAGCUGCUGCAGAAGCUGAAGGAGGAUGAGGAAGAGGAGGAGCGGCCAGCAGCAGAGCUGGGCAACCUGCGCAACACAGACUGGGCCCGGCUGUGGGUGCAGCUGAUGCGGGAGCUGCGGCACGGGGUGAAGCUGAAGAAGGUGCAGGAGAAGCAGUUCAACCCUCUGCCCACCGAGUACCAGCUCACUCCCUUCGAGAUGCUCAUGCAGGACAUCCGCGCCCGCAACUACAAACUGCGCAAGGUCAUGGUGGAUGGAGACAUCCCCCCCCGGGUGAAGAAAGAUGCCCACGAGCUCAUACUUGACUUCAUCCGCUCCCGGCCCCCCCUGAAGCAGGCAUCAGAGCGGCGGCUGCGGCCACUGCCCCAGAAGCAGAGGACGCUCCAUGAGAAGAUCCUGGAGGAGAUCAGGCAGGAGCGGAAGCUCCGGCCCGUGGAGCAGAAAGGUUACAGCUCCUUGCCCUGCAUCCCACACGCCUGUGCCGGCCACCUGACCUCCAGCUCCUGCCUGGAGCUGUCCCUGUGCCCGGCCAGCGCCAUGCCUGUGCGCCCACGGCCACGUGUCCUGCUCAAGGCGCCCACCCUGGCCGAGAUGGAGGAGAUGAACCUCUCCGAGGAUGAGGACUCUCCGGCCACGGAGGUGCCGCUGAAGCGGGAUCGCUCCUUCUCGGAGCAGGACCUGGCACAGCUGCAGAGCCAGCUGGGGGGUGACCAAGCUGUGCCUCGGGAGCCAGAGCCGCUGCAGCCCGAGCCCCGGCCCCGCUCAGGCUCCGUCCCCGCCAGCUGCCACCCGCUGCCAGAUGGCCCAGCAGUGCCCCGAGCUGCCCUCAGUGCUGUGGAGGAGAGGCCAGAGGAUGGAUCCAGUGCUGGCCCCGCCAGCAGCUCCAAGCACCUCUGGCUGGAGUUCAGCCACCCUGUGGAGAGCCUGGCCCUGACCGUGGAAGAGAUGAUCAACGUGCGCAGGGUGCUGGUCAAGGCUGAGAUGGAGAAGUUCCUGCAGAGCAAGGAGCUGUACAGCAGCCUGCGGAGGGGGAAGGUCUGCUGCUGCUGCAGGGCCAAGUUUCCUCUCUUCUCCUGGCCCGCGUCGUGUUUCUUCUGCAAACGGUCUGUCUGUAGCUCCUGCAGUCUAAAGAUGAAGAUGCCUUCCAAGAAGCUGGCUCACAUCCCCGUCUACGCGCUGGGCUUCGAGAGCCUGCCGGGCUCGCUGCUGCCCAAGGCCCCGCCGCUGCGCCGGAGGGAGCCCUUCCACUCACUCUCGGGGCCGUGCUGGCGCCGGGUGGAGGAGGAAUUCCCGCACAUCUACGCCCAGGGCUCGGUCCUGCGCGACGUCUGCUCCGACUGCGCCGGCUUCGUCACGGACGUGGUCAGCUCCAGCCGCCGCAGCGUGGCCGUGCUCAACGCCAGCGCCGCGUCCCGGCGCCACGCCAAGGCCCGCUCCCUCUACAGCGACGCGUGGCUCAAGUGAAGGACCGGGCGCCCCGGUGACGGUCGCCACGGGGGUGCCGGUCACCCCGGCACGGCCCCCCGAUGUACAUAUAUACAUAGGAUGGAUACACACAGCUUCUAUAUUUAUAUACAUUAUGGACCAGGGGGCAAAAGGAGCCGAUCCCGCUGUCCCUGCCAUCCCCUUCUGUCCCUGCCACCAGCCCCCGCGGGGAUGGAUCCUGCCGUGGGUCACCGGCAGCGCCCGGGAGGACGGAUGUGCUGCGGGGCAGCUCUUGGGGGAUGGAUCCUGCUGUGGGACACAGCCCCCGCGUUCGCCCCCCGGCCCCGCUUCUGUGCCAAGCCCUGGCUGUGCCGGGGUGCCCGGUGCCCUGGGCUGGCACGGCUGUUCUGUAUGUCCCCUCCAUAAUAAACCCGCUGGGCUGCCCUGGGGCCGCGUGGCUGCUCCUGAGUGGAUGGGGGAGCGGGGUGAAAGGUGCUACGGGCUGUGAGCGGAUCGGGGAUGGGGGCACUCCAUCUCACCGUGCACAUCUCCCACCGCCAUCCCUCUUCCCCCCCGGGCUGUGCCCACCCGUGACCCCGCACGGCACCGUGGGAACACCCCGCUUCCAAUUCCCACGCCCCCUCCGCGCUCCCAGCCGCGGCUCCCCAGCGUGUCCCUCGGUCCCGGCCGUGUGCCGGGGCACUGUCCCGCUGCCGUGCCCCGGGCCGUGUCCCUCGGUCCCCAGGCGUGUCCCGGGCCGUGUCGCGGGGCCGUGUCCUGUGGCCGUGUCUGUGGCCGUGUCCCGGGGCCGUGUCCGUGGCCGUGUCCCGGGGCCGUGUCCCGGGCUGUGUCUAGGCUGUGUCUGUGGCCGUGUCCCGGGGCCGUGUCCCUGGGCUGUGUCGCGGGGCCGUGUCCCUCGGUCCCCAGGCGUGUCCCGGGCCGUGUCCGUGGCCGUGUCCGUGGCCGUGUCCCGGGCCGUGUCCCGGGCCGUGUCCCGGAGCGGUGUCCCGUGGCCGUGUCCCGGGCCGUGUCCCUGGGCCGUGUCCCGGGCCGUGUCCCGGGCCGUGUCCCGCCCGCCCCGCGGGCUCGCCCCGUUCCCACGCUGCGCCUUCCGGGACACUCCACGCGACGGAGCG